AUGGACAUGCUUGAGGAUGAACCUCGGACUGGAGCCUAUUUCAAUGCCAUUACGUGGAACCCUGAAAGCUUCAAAGAUAAAGUCGUGCUGGAUGUUGGUGCUGGGACUUGCAUCCUGUCUAUGUUCGCCGCGAAGGCAGGGGCCAAGGAGGUCUUCGCAGUCGAGGCCACUGACAUGGCAGUUCGCAGCCGAAAACUUGUCCAAGCUCAAGGCCUAAGCCACAUAAUCAAGGUGCUGCAGGGAACAGUGGAAACAGUAACCUUGCCUUCGAUGGUUGAUGUCAUCAUCAGUGAAUGGAUGGGCUACUUCCUUUUGCGCGAAAGCAUGCUCGACAGUGUGUUGAUUGCUCGGGACCGCUUCCUGAAACCAGGAGGUGCUUUGUUCCCUUCGCACGCCACGCUGUUUUUGGCGCCGGUCGGGUCUGCAAAAGCAUGCCGGGAGAAGCAGCAGACCUUUGAUGGGGAAAGACAGCAUUUCGACAAUUUCAACUGCACAAUGAUGCAGUACUAUGGGACCGACUUCUCAUGCAUGCAAGAGGAGUUCCUUGAGGAACAGAGGAAGUAUUAUUUGCAAACAGGGAUGUUUGUCAAUCUAGCGCCAAAGCAAUUGGCUGGCAGUGGCAGCCCUGUGCUUGAGAUCGACCUCUCAACGAUCACCUUGCAGGAUUUGAAGGCCUUUGAGUCUUAG
Durusdinium trenchii is the source of this 687-nucleotide messenger RNA. The record is from the annotation of a GenBank genome assembly. NCBI's taxonomy places the organism in Eukaryota, Dinophyceae, Suessiales, Symbiodiniaceae.